AUGACCUCACUUCCAUGUGCACUUGGGGAUGGUCAAUUCAUCCUUGAUUCAUCCGCUGCCCACCAACAGCCUCCCUCUUUCGCUCCUUUCUGAUGCAAGCUAAUCUCGCCGACUCGAAAAAGCUCGCAAAUACAGAUUGUUGAUUGUCGCAAAGCAGGGCAGGGGGAGGAUCACAUGUCCUCCUGCACAAGAGCGCUGACAUCCGCUGGGCAGAGAACCUUCGCGAAUCGCCAUUUUUGACGAUUUAAGAGACAGGCGCGUCACAUGAGGAGCUGCAUGGCCCACGGGAGCUUCUGAGGACAAAGGGGAACAACACGAACGACAGCAAGUGAAGAUCAGCCCCGCCUGCUUGUGAGAGAUUAGCGCUGAGUCACUGACUUAGCGAAGCUGCACAGUGACACGUGUAUUGCUCUGGGGCGUUGUGUGCGUGUCAGAGUGGGAGCACUCGGCUGAGUUAGGCGCCUUGUGGUCACCCUGGUACGCGCGAAGUCGUCUGUGCACAAUCCACUGUGUGUGGUGUCAAAUGUCUGUCCUCCUUGCCUUGUCAGGCGUCCCAGCCCUCCCCCUCUCUCCCAUCUGCAUCUCCUCUUUGUCGUUCUGCCACUGCUACUGCUGCUGGCGGUAGCUCCUCUCGCCUAGCUUUAUCGCGGCCGCCCGAGCUGACCCUCAGCAGCCCACAACCACACACUGACGCACACAAGGCGGCUGUCAAAGAGGUCAGUGCGAUCGACAGACAGAUACACGGUCAUGUGUGUGUGUGUUUCAUUCAGUCGCCGUAUCGGUCUUUGAGCGCAGCAUCGACUGUGAGUGACUGCGCGUCGUCCGUCACCGUCUCACCAGUGAUUAGCCAGGUGUGUAGCGUACCCAUCACCCAGACACACACCCACAACCCCAUACCGACUGUAUCUGUCACUGUCACUGUGCAUCACAACCACCACCACCACCGGCACCAUCAUCGCCAUUGCCAGUCGGGCGACCCCUUGAUCGACCUCGAGAGCAACAGACCUCCUCCCUCCUCCCCGUCCCCAUCCGACUCAUCUGCACCCUCUCAGGUCGCACCAGCCUUCACAGCUCUAUCGGCGAUCCGCGUCAACGGCACCAUGCCACAGCAGCAGAGCGAUGCCGGCGUCGAGAUGGAGGAGAGGACAGCCGCCCCGGCGCUGCCCUCCAGCCCCCAUGUGCGGCCGUGUGACGAGAUCGUUCAGUACUUCAGCACGGACAUGACUAAUGGGCUGACUGAGGAAGACGUAAGUGGGUGUGGGCGUGUUGCCGGUAUUUACACACACACACGUGCUUUUGUGUGUGGCUUUGUGUGGUGUGUAUGCGUCAGGCGGCCGAGAGCCUCGCCAAAUAUGGGAGAAACGAGCUGACCCACGAAGAGGGUACAUCCGUCCUCUCUCUCAGUGCGGAUGUAUUGUGCCGUUUGUUUGUGUGGUGUGUGUCAGGCAAGUCCCUCUGGCGCCUCAUUCUCGACCAGUUUGAGGACCUGCUGGUACGCAUGUCCGUCCACAGAUGGAUGGAUGCCAAUGAUGUCUGAGUGCGUGUGGUGUGGGGGGAUGUGCAGGUGCGUAUUCUGCUGUUGGCUGCGUGCGUGAGUUUCGUGCUGGCCGUGCUCGACGAUAGCGGAGAUGAGGGUACGCCUGCAGACAGAAUGUGUGUCUGUGUGGGUGUGUCCAAGCGCACCUCCCUUUCUCGUGUAUGUGUGUGUGUUUGAUCAAGGUCUGACGGCGUAUGUGGAGCCGCUGGUGAUUCUGCUGAUCCUGAUCGCCAACGCCAUUGUGGGUGUGUGGCAGGAGAGCAACGCAGAGAAGGCGCUGGAGGCACUCAAGUCGCUGCAACCAGAACUGGCACGCAUUCUCAGGUGAGCCGGGUCACUCACGAGACAGACGUCCGCAUGAAUGGUGUGUAUGCAUCUUCAUAUGUGUGUGUGUGGUGCAGGGAUGGCAAGUGGAAGACCAUUCCUGCGGAGGAGGUUGUGCCUGGUGACGUGUGUGAGGUCCGUGUGGGCGACAAGGUGCCCGCUGACAUGAGAGUCUGCCAGGUACGUACGUCUGUGUGUAAAUGGGCGUAUAUUCGCCUCGCCCACACACAUGUGUUGUGUUGUGUCGUGUUGUGUUUGCGUGUGUGCAUGUCCACAGCUCAAGACGACCACACUGCGUGUGGAGCAAUCGCAACUCACAGGAGAAUCGCAGUCGGUGCAAAAGGUAACCCGACACACACAGAUGGGGCGUGCACACUUGUGUGUGUGUGUGUGUGUGUUGGUGUGCGUGUAUAUGGCCAUCCAUCAGCUGCCGGACCCUCUUCCAUUAGACAUGACCGAUUGCGAGCUACAGGGCAAGAGCAACAUGGUCUUCAGCAGCACCACUGUCGCCAACGGUUCGUAGGAUGCACGCAGCCAAGUCCAUCUGUCUGUCUUGCUGAGCGUCCAUCGUGCACGUGUGUGCAGGUUCGGCUGUGUGUGUGGUGUGCGCCACGGGCAUGCGCACCGAGAUCGGCAAGAUCCAGGAGGCCGUCACAGAAGCUGGUACGCAUGUGUGGGUGUCUGUGGCAUCCGCCUCGGUGUCUAUGUGUCUGUGUUUGUGUGUGUGUGCAGGGAAGGAGGACGACAGCACGCCGCUGUCAAAGAAGCUGGAUGAGUUCGGUCCGUGCAUUCACACGCGCAGUGCACAGGCAAAUUCUCCCUGAUGUGUAUUGUGUUGAUGUGCGCGUGUGUGUUUAUGCAGGGGAGCUGCUCUCCAAGGUGAUUGGCGUCAUCUGUGUGAUCGUCUGGCUCAUCAACUUCAGAGUACGUCAACACACACUUUCAGGCGCAGGCUCCUCUGCACUAGUGCAUCCCUGUGUGCUGUGCUGUAACCCGUCAGAAUUUCAGCGAUCCCGCGCAUGGCGGCUUCCUGCGUGGCUGCAUCUACUACUUCAAAAUCGCCGUCGCACUCGCCGUACGCCCCAACACACACGCACACACACACACAAGGGACAUACAAACAUGACCAUGCACAUGAUUCACACCACAGGUGGCUGCCAUCCCUGAGGGACUGCCGGCGGUCAUCACCACAUGCCUCGCACUCGGCACACGCAAAAUGGGUACCUUCGCACAAUCCACACACCGAAGAGCGCGUUAAGGUGUGUGUGUGUGGUGACAUAUAUGUCAGCCAAGAGGAAUGCGAUAGUCCGUCGGCUGCCGUCUGUGGAGACACUCGGCUGCACCACUGUCAUCUGCUCGGACAAGACAGGCACCCUGACGACCAACGAGAUGAGCUGCGUCCGCUUCUGCCUCCCAAAAGCAGCUAAUGCGGUAUACAGAAGGAAAGGAAGGGCACAACGAAGCCGUCCAUUCAUAGCACGGGUGUGUGUGUGUGUGUGUGUGUGCGCAGCUGGAUCGCUAUGUGGUGAGCGGGACGUCCUACUCGCCAGUGGGCCAGAUCACCGUCAACGAUGGAUCGGCCAAGCGUACGUUGACAGACAGAGCAUGCCACCCCAGAGCCCGUCCACACGUGUGAAUGCUACGUGGCUUUACGCAUGCAGCUCUCACGUCUGUCGGUGCGGCGGACAGGGGCCUUCAGUGGUUCUCCAAGGUCAGUCAGAGGAGUGAGUCGCACCCAGGCAGACCACCACCGAUGUGUCUUCGUGUACCUGUGCUGUGUGUGGUCAGGUGUGCUCGAUGUGCAACGACAGCACACUGGAGAUCCAGAGGGACACCGGCCGAUACGGACGCACCGGGGAGCCCACCGAAGCCGCACUGAGGGUAGAAACAAGACAUACACACACACACACACGCAUCUUUCCACAAAUGGACACGUAUGGAUGAGUGUGUGUGAUUGUGUGCAGGUGUUGGUUGAGAAGCUCGGCUGCCCCGACGCAUCGCUGACCAGCAGAUACCUCCAGACCGCUGACAGGGACAGAGCCAUGAUCUUCAAGUAUGUUCCCCGCCGGUCCCCCCACCCCCACACACACCACACACACACACACACACAAAUGAAUGCAUGUGUGUGUGUGCACGCGUGUGUGUGUGUGUGCAGCGAUUACUACGUCUCUUCGCUGGAGAAGAUGGCCACUUUGGAAUUCUCGAGAGACCGCAAAUCCAUGAGUAUGCUCGCAAAGGAGAGGUGCGCAAUGCCAUCAAUCAACAGACUCGCACAUAUGAAUGCACACGCACUCAUCUGUGGUUUGUGUGUGUGGGGGGGCGCGGCGCCUUACAGGGGUGCCAAGACCAACCUUUUGUUCUGCAAGGGUGCGCCGGAGAGCAUUUUGGACAGGUGCGACACCCUGAUGCUGCCCGACGGCACACUCGCCCGCCUCACCGACGCAAUGAGACACACCAUUGCGCGCGAAGUCGAUGGUACACACACCCAGAGAGAGGGAGGGAGAGAGAGUCGCUGUGUAUACAAAUGUGUGCGUUCGGUAUAUGUGUGUGUGUGCAGACAUGGCAGGUGAAGCGCUGCGUACCCUCGCCAUGGCCAUCAGGUUCGAUUGUGGAGAGCUCAGGGACUACGUAAGCGCCAGACACACACACACGCACACACACACACGGAUGGGCUAUCGUGUGAAUGAAUCUGUGUGUGUGUCUGUGUGUGUGGAUGUGCGUAUUCAGAACGGCCCCUCCCACCGUGCGCACCACCUGCUCACCGAGCCCGGCAACUUUGUCAAGUGAGAAGAUGCACACACAGAGAUAUAAGGAUGGACCAAAACCUAUGAGUGGGUGGUGUGGUCGCAGGAUCGAACAGGGGAUGACGUAUGUGGGUCUGGUGGGCAUCAUGGACCCCCCUCGCCCUGAGGUGGCAGGCUCCAUCACCGAGUGCCACCAGGCCGGCAUCAAAGUCAUUAUGAUCACAGGUGCGUAUUCUGCCUCCCUCUCUCCCUCCCUCCCCACCUCACACACACACAUGAAAGGACCUGUGUGGUGUAUGUGUGUGCAGGAGACAACAAGCUGACGGCCGAGGCCAUCAGCGAGAAGAUCGGCAUUCUCGCCUCUAAGACGGCCAAGCAGAAAGGCGCCGGACAGGUAGGCACAUACAAACCACACACACACACACAUACAUGGGCAAUGCACAUGCUGCCAGAACGGCCUGGCGUCGACAACGAUGCGUUCCUUCACGGGCCGCGAGUUCGAGAUGCUCACAGAGGAGGAGAGAGUCGAGGUCCUCGCAGCUGCUGGUGCGUAUCAGCUGACACCAACACGAGAGACGAACGUACGUCGUGCACACGUGUGUGUUGGGUGUGUGCAGAGGGCGCCGUGUUCAGCCGCACUGAGCCGAAGCACAAACAGCUUAUCGUUAAGAUUCUGAGAGAACUCGGUGAGUGAGUUGUACCCUUUCCUCCCACCCCACACACGCGUCGACAUGUGUGUGUGUGUGUGUGUGGCCUCAUCACUGCAUUCAUUCGCAGGUGAGAUCGCUGCCAUGACGGGCGACGGUGUCAACGACGCCCCCGCGCUCAAGCAGGCCGACAUCGGGAUCGCUAUGGGCAUCACUGGGACUGAGGUAAGCGGCACAAACACGCCCACACCACACGGCUGUCUGCACACAACCAUCCAUGUGCACCGUGUGGACACCUCGUCAGGUUGCGAAGGAGGCGAGCGACAUGGUGUUGGCCGACGACAACUUCGCCACCAUUGUGCAUGCUGUCGAGGAGGGGCGCUCCAUCUACAACAACAUGAAGGCCUUCAUCCGGUACCUCAUCUCGUCCAACAUCGGCGAAGUGGCCUCCAUCUUCCUGACGGCAGCACUGGGUAACCCUCUCUCCCCCCCCCACCGCCACCACACACAGAGAGAGAUUGAUCCCCCAAUGGUGUUGGUGUGUGGAUGGUGUGUGCAGGCAUCCCUGAGGGCCUUGCCCCGGUGCAGUUGCUGUGGGUCAACCUCGUCACAGACGGACUGCCGGCCACCGCGCUCGGUAGGGAUGGAUGUAUGAAGGGAUGGAUACCACACACGUGCAUAUGUGUGUGUGUGGUGUGCAGGGUUCAACCCUCCUGAUGUGGGCGUCAUGUCCCGCCCACCAAGGCGGAGCGACGAUGCGCUCAUCAGCGGAUGGGUCUUCUUCAGAUACCUAGUGUACGCAUCCUCACACACAGACGGAGGGCACAGCAACGCACAUACACACGCGUCAACAAAAUUGGGGGGUUUGGUUCGUCCAGUAUCGGCAUGUAUGUGGGCAUUGCGACGGUCGGCAUCUUCGUGUGGUGGUGAGCUCACUGACCACAUACACGCACACAUACACACACACACACACGCAGACAUACAGACAGACAUCUGUGCACGGAACGGCAUUCACGCUUGUGUACAGGUAUGUCUACGGCAUCGAUCCUACUGACGGUACGUGCAUGUCUAACGACACGACGUGAUUGCCGACAAGGUGCGUGGAUGUGUUUGCGUGUCUGCCUGCAGGCCACACGCUGGUGACGUUCGACCAGCUGAGGUCAUGGGGCUUCUGCAAAACAUGGUGCGUGGGUGGGGACAGACAGACAGACAGACUCACCACAAGCACCUAACCACACGUCCAUUUGCAUGUCUUCGUAUGUGCAUCCACAUGCAGGGAGGACUUUGCUGUGAAUCCCGUGUACGGGAUGUCAUCGGACCCAUGCAGCUACUUCUCUGCUGGCAAGAUCAAAGUACGUGCCUCCACAAAGAGACACACAACAGUGUCUGCGAGCGUGGAUGUGUCUGUGUGUGUGUGUGUGUGGAUUAUUCUUCGUUCCGUUAGGCCUCGACUUUAUCGCUGACGGUGCUGGUUGUGAUUGAGAUGUUCAACGCGCUCAACGCCCUCAGUGAAGACCACUCACUGCUCAUGAUGCCACCAUGGGUCAGUCAGCACACAAACACGCGUGCGCACGUUGUGUAUUUAUUGUAUGCAUCUGGAUGUGUGUGCUGUGGCUUUGUGUGUCACACAGAGCAAUCCAUGGCUGCUGCUGGCGAUAAUGGGGUCGGUCCUGGUGCACUUUUGUAUCCUCUACGUGCCAUGGCUGGUGAGUGAGCACUCACUGGUGCCUGUGGCAGCGUCUUCACACCACGUGUGGCAUUGUCGCUGUGUGUGCUGUGUACGUGUGCAGGCACGUGUAUUCAACGUGGUGCCGCUGACGGCGCACGACUGGUAUGUGGUGGUGAUGUGGUCAUUCCCAGUCAUCAUCAUCGACGAAAUACUCAAAGCUAUCGGUAUGCUGAUCCCCUCCCUGCCCCACCAUGCAAUCGUAUGUGUGUGUGUGCAAUGGCUGGUUGCAGCGAGGGCGUGCUGUACGGAAUACGGCAAGGCCAGGAGGAAACUGAGAAGCAAACACGAGUGACGGACACCACAGGUGUGCCUCCCUGCAUGACGG
This is a messenger RNA of Vitrella brassicaformis, 7306 nucleotides long. NCBI's taxonomy places the organism in Eukaryota, Vitrellaceae. The record is from the annotation of a GenBank genome assembly.